Amblyraja radiata (thorny skate) is the source of this 1625-nucleotide messenger RNA. It is a transcript of the gene ankrd34c, whose product is annotated as ankyrin repeat domain 34C. The coding region runs from base 15 to 1625 and encodes 536 amino acids. The transcript has a single exon. Gene Ontology annotation, molecular function: protein binding. NCBI's taxonomy places the organism in Eukaryota, Metazoa, Chordata, Chondrichthyes, Rajiformes, Rajidae. The record is from RefSeq and is a predicted model, not a curated record.
UAAGAUCUCUUGUCAUGGAUGAUGCCACUGAACUACGGACCGAUGGGAAUUCCCUCCUAAAGGCUGUGUGGUUGGGGAGGUUGAGAUUAACCAGACUUUUAUUAGAAGGUGGAGCAUACAUUAAUGAAAGCAAUGAAAGGGGAGAGACAGCUCUAAUGGUGGCUUGUAUGACCAGGCAUGUAGAUCAGCAGAGUGUGAGCAAAGCCAAGAUGAUCAAAUAUCUGCUAGAAAAUCAGGCAGACCCAAACAUUCAAGAUAAGUCUGGUAAAACAGCAUUAAUGUAUGCCUGUAUUGAGAGGGCUGGAGAAGAAGCUGUAUCCUUGCUGCUGACCAAUGGAGCUGAUCCAAGCCUGGAGGAUCAUUCUGGUGCAUCAGCGUUGGUUUAUGCCAUCAACACAGAUGACAAAGAGGUCCUUAAAUGUCUGCUGAAUGCCUGCAAAGCUAAAGGGAAAGAAGUCAUAAUAAUAACUACUGAUAAAUCUCCUUCUGGUACAAAAACAACCAAGCAGUAUCUAAAUGUUCCACCAUCACCAGAGUUGGAAGAGAGACAUAUGCCUCUGUGUAUGUCCCCAUCUGAUAUUGAGCUCAAGACAUCUUUGACUCCAUCACCUACCAGUGAGCAGGAAGAUGAAAAAUCAUUUAACUUCCAGGUAAUCUCACAUCAAACUGGAAGUUACACUAGCAAACCACACAAUGAUCUUGGCUCUCCAACUAGAAAAGCCAAUCCAAAACGAAUUGGGACACGACUACCACAGUUAAAGAGGCUUCAGUCAGAGCCCUGGGGUUUGAUUGCUCCAUCUGUUCUUGCAGCAUCUGCUUACCAGGAGGAGAGCAAAAGGGUUAGUCCAGAUGAUGAGAUCAUGCAAGGAAUCAAUGGGUUGACUCUGCCCAAACGGACAACUUUGUCCAGGACCAACAGCAUAGAAAGUAAAGAUCCAUCUACGUUCCCAUUUGUAGGUGACUCAACUUCUAGAACUUCAUCCACAUCAGCACCAGUUUCCCGAAAACAGUCCUAUGAGAAGAACCAAGCUCAACAUCAGCCUUUAGCUAGAAGAAGCACGUUGCCUUCUGAGCAAGAUAGCGUCAGCAGCUUUGCUUCAACUGGCCAAGUGAGCUUGCGAGACACUGUUCACCGCAGAAGAUUGGGCAAUGACCAUUAUGAUUCAGACUCCCAACUUUAUUCAGAUUCAGUCACCACUCCUUUUGAUCCAUUAAAAGUUACUUUUGAAAGAAAGAAACAUAACACCUCUCCCUUGACCUUGUUGAAUAGCUCUCGUGAAUCAUUAGAUAGCAUCUCCAGCACAUCACCUAAUUCUGUUCGUCGCAGACCCCCCGGUCUCCUUGAAAGGAGAGGCUCUGGAACAUUACUUCUAGAUCACAUCUCUCACACAAGGCCAGGACAUCUGCCUCCACUGAAUGUCAAUCCCAAUCCACCCAUCCCUGACAUUGGCUGCAACAGCAAACCUUCAUCCCCUCUGACCAUGUGCUUGAAGUCUGUCGUUCCCAUGGCACCAUCUUCACCAAAGCGAAAUGACAUGAAAGCCAAGAGGAAGCUGGUGAGAAGACAUUCUAUGCAGGUGGAACAAAUGAAGCAGUUGUCGGAUUUUGAGGAGCUGAACACUUAG